AUGCCCACGCCAGCGUCCUCGUCCUCCCGCACCUCCGCCGCCGUCGACCGCCGUCGCCGCCAUCGGAGCAGGCCGUACCGCUGGUCCGGCCUCGGGAGAAGGUGCCUUUCCAUGGUGAAGCAGCAGAAGACCAGGUUCUACAUCCUCGGCCGCUGCAUCGCAAUGCUCCUCUGCUGGCACGCCCACGCCCUGCCGGACUGA
This is a messenger RNA of Spirodela intermedia, 201 nucleotides long. The record is from the annotation of a GenBank genome assembly. NCBI's taxonomy places the organism in Eukaryota, Viridiplantae, Streptophyta, Magnoliopsida, Alismatales, Araceae.